CUUUGGAGACUUAUAUACCUCCUUUGCACGAUCAUAUUCAUAAAUAAUAUUCAUUUGCAAUUUUUUGAAAAAAAUAAAAUAAAAUAAUAAUAAUAACCCCUUCAAAAGUCAGCGCCGUCCUUGGGGACCCUCUGAUUUUCCAUCUCGUUCUCUCCUCCCCCCAAUUUGCAAAAACAGCAGGAAUUGGGAAGUAGUGGACAUGAUAGAAGAAUAGAUGAUGUACCAUUAAGGAAAAAGCUGCAGCAAAGAGUCCUGUUUCCUCUGAAGAACUAGCAUAUUUAUACUGCUACAUCCUACGCCGGAUUCCUCCUUAAUUUGGGUCCGGAAUGGCGGAGGAUUGGGAUUUGUAUGCGGUGGUGAGGAGCUAUACCGGCACCGCCGGCAGCUCCGCAAUCUCAUCAACCGAUGAAAUGAUCACGUCAUCCCCUGCCGUCGACAACACAAAUCAAGAAUUCGGAGAGUCAUCAUCAUCAUCAUUGGCAAAUCUUCAUGAUCCUUCUUCUCUAAAUGCUGAGAAUCCAUCUAACUUCCCAGGUUUUGUGCCUUAUCAAGAGGGAUCAUUUCAGGGUCUUGAAGAAAUUUACCGGGAACAACAACAACAACAACAACAACAGGAAACGAUGAUCACUGCUCUGCCUCAUAAUCAGCAGUACAGCCAGGAAUUGCAAAAGCAACAACAAUCUUAUAGCCAGCAACCAACAGGGCAAUUUUCACUUUAUCCACAACAUUCUCAGCAUCAUGUGAUCCCACCCCAUCAUCAUCACCACCAACAGAAUUUCAACGUGAUUCUUGGUUCUUCUCCCCUUUCUUUUGCUUCUGCUACUGCUCAGCCCAUAAGAUCUCGCAGAAGGAAAAACCAGCAGGCAAAAGUGGUUCACCGAAUGACACAGGAGGAAUUAUCUGGUGAUUCGUGGGCGUGGCGGAAAUAUGGACAAAAGCCAAUUAAAGGCUCCCCCUUUCCAAGGAACUACUAUCGAUGUAGCACGUCAAAAGGAUGCGUCGCAAGGAGACAAGUGGAGAGAUGUCCCACAGAACCAAACACAUACGUUGUGUCCUACAGCGGACAACAUUCACAUCCACGGCCAACUCACCGGAGCUCGCUCGCCGGAAGCACCCGGGCUAAGACUGCCAAGCCCACUACUUCCGGCGAACCCAUGAUUAAUUCAGCACAGUCAAACAUCAGUAUGGCCUCAUCAUCAUCUCCAGCAUCAGGGUCCAGUUUCUCUCCAAGGGCCGAGUGCGCAGCAGAGGAGGUUGCCGAUGUAGAACAUCUCAAACCGGAGAUUAUUCCAGGGGAGGAAGAUGAUGAGGGAGAGAGAUGGGAGGAUGAUGACGACGACGACGACGACGACGACGACGAUGAUAAUAAUGAUGGGGAUGGGGAAAUUCUGAUCCCUAACAAUCUCAUUCAUCACUAUUAAUAAAUGAUCAUCAUGAUAAACAGAGUGACUCAAUUUCCAACUCUAGACUGAAUAAAGAUGAAUGAAAACCAUUUUUCUCAUCAAUUUAACAUUUCACCAUAAGUUGAUAUCAGCAGGGUGAAACUUGAAAUGGAAUCAAUGGCGGCCACCAGCGUCUAAAUACAGAACGGCCUUGGAAAAGUUGGAGAAAUCUUCUUUACUUCCGCAAAGCUCAAGCUGCCUUCUUAUCAUUGUGCUUUGUCUGCGGAAUGGGGUAUAAAAACUACAACAGUGAAAGGAGAGAGGCAUGAAAUUGGCAUUGGAACAAAAGAAUGAUCUUUUCCUUCCUCCACCAAAAAAGAAAUUUUGGUUUUUUUUGGUUCUGUUAUGCUUUACUUUUAACCUUCGAUUCUUUUCUGGUAGAAGAAUCAGAAUAUCAAGUGGUUUGAAAGUGUACUUUAGUCGUAGCCUUUUGUAGAUGAAACUAUUUCACUGCAACUUCAACAUGCAUUUUUACUAGUUUUGUACAGAAAAGUAGAAAACCAGCACGAGGCAUCUCAGGAUUUGCAGGAAUUUUUUCAGUUUGCUAUUUGACUUCUAAU
Oldenlandia corymbosa var. corymbosa is the source of this 2002-nucleotide messenger RNA. The record is from the annotation of a GenBank genome assembly. Lineage: Eukaryota; Viridiplantae; Streptophyta; Magnoliopsida; Gentianales; Rubiaceae.